Carassius auratus (goldfish) is the source of this 1781-nucleotide messenger RNA. RefSeq names its product pentraxin fusion protein. Bases 754 to 1434 code for a protein of 226 amino acids. The transcript is spliced from 7 exons. The record is from RefSeq and is a predicted model, not a curated record. NCBI's taxonomy places the organism in Eukaryota, Metazoa, Chordata, Actinopteri, Cypriniformes, Cyprinidae.
AUUGUGUGGCAGAUUAGUCAGAUCCUCCCUGUAGUGACGUCAUGUUAUUGGUAGCCUAUCUUCCCGCAGGGAGGUGUGUAUAAAUGGCUGUUUGGUGCGGGCCGGAUGUGCGUCAUCUGUUCUGUGCCUGCGCUCUUCCUGUUUACCGGCAUUCAACAGAGGUCUGUGGUUAAAACACAGCCGUUUGGGCAUUUUAACACCGCUUGUGUCAUUUUGUGGGGCUUUGCGUACACUGGAGAGUCUAUUGUAAACAACCGUUACGUGCGGUCUGGCUCGUUACACUGCCUAGUCCCAGCAUUCCCGUGUGUUUACCGUUUGAGUGGGGACAUCCAAUAUAUGCUGUUUGGCAUCUACUUCAUUUCUAUCCCGUGGAUACUGACGUCAGCUCUGCUUUCUGGUGUGGCAAACGGCUGCGUUAUUUGGAGCUGUGUGUCCGACGGCAGUGAGGCUUUCCUUCACCGUGUGCUGUGUUAUGCUGUGUGAGCACCACUGAUAAAAUCACGGGUAUUGGAGUACAAUACGGUGAACCUGAAAGAAAGAGAGGUUAAGAAAAACACAAGAGCGAGAAAUCCAGAGGAAGAGACGUUUGAAAACCUCUUUGUGUUUUUGGUCUCAUGAUCGUGUGAAUCCUCACACAGCAUCUUUUGUUGGUUUAGCUGAUGUCAUGAUGGUACAAGGAGGGAAGCGGCUCAGCAGCGUUUCUUUCCUCAGAGACAGAAAUAAUAAACAUCAGUCUGCUACACAAGCUGCAGUAUGAUGUUGGAGCCAGUGCUUUUAUUCCUCGGUCUGCUCUCUCUGACACCAGCAGCUACUGAAGUGGGUCUCGGUGGAAAAGUGCUUCUGUUCCCGUAUGAGACUGAUUUCAGUUAUGUUAAACUCACUCCUAAGCAGCCACUGGGCCUUACAGCGUUCACGCUCUGCAUGCGCGUCGCGACGGAGCUCCAGGGCGAGCGUCAGAUCAUUCUGUUCGCCUACAGGACGCCCGACUUUGACGAGCUCAACGUGUGGAGAGAGAAAGACGGCCGUGUGUCCUUCUACCUCAGUGGCGACGGGGCGUUCUUCCACCUGCCGCCUCUCUCCACCUUCCGGACUCACCUGUGCCUCACCUGGGCCUCGCGCACCGGACUCACGGCCUUCUGGGUGGACGGACGCCGCAGCGCGUUUCAGCUGCACAAACCGGGUCACAGCAUCCACCCGCAGGGCACCGCUGUUCUAGGACAGGACCCUGACAAACACCUGGGCGACUUCGAGACGGUGCAGAGCUUCGCCGGCGAGCUCACGGACCUGAACAUGUGGGACUACGCCCUCACCGGAAACCAGAUCAAAGCGCUGUAUCUGAACCACGCGCAGCGCGUGCCGAGAGGAAACCUGUUCGACUGGAGCGCCAUCGAAUAUGAGAUCAAAGGAAACGUGCUGGUCGUGCAAGAUGAUUGAGAUAUUCAGGCACAUACAACCGCGCAUGCUCAUUUGCUAUCGUUCUGUUUAAUUGGAAAUGCGCAAACAAUGUCUAAAUAAAUAGUGCAUAUUUUUAUUUCAUUAUAAAUUUAGGAUAUUAAAGGGUAAAUCGAUGACUGAAAAAUGUUAUUUAAAGUGUAAUAAUAGACUGAUCAAUCAUAACCCAAAUAUUAAGCAAAAUUUAUAUUUUUUUGCAGUACCGUGGAGUACUUAUAUCAGCUUGUAUUGUUCUUAACAUGCUCAGAAGCUUGCUAAGAACAUUUAAAUGUAGAAGAAACAGUUUGUCUGUACUUAAAAACCAUGUAAUAAAUGAUUUGUUCAUGCGA